This is a messenger RNA of Phytophthora infestans T30-4, 873 nucleotides long. RefSeq lists its product as uncharacterized. The record is from RefSeq and is a predicted model, not a curated record. Lineage: Eukaryota; Oomycota; Peronosporomycetes; Peronosporales; Peronosporaceae. The coding region runs from base 1 to 873 and encodes 290 amino acids. The transcript has 3 exons.
AUGUCGUUCCCUACCAAGGACAUGCUGAUUGAAUUUGAACUAGUUCAUGGUUCUACAGAAGUUCCCACAAGAGAUAGCAAGUUUGAAGGGUGUACUUCAUUCUUGUCUGGGCUUUAUCGCUACGCCAUCGAGCUUAAGAACAACAAGCUGAGCAUUUGGAUGGAGAACCGCAAUAGCAAGAAGCAGUGGUACACGGGCGAUUUGGACAAGCAGGUCUAUGUGACGGCUGACAACGCGCUCAUUGGCGCAUCGACUGAGGACUAUCUCCAGCUUCGUGUGUUGCACGCGACGUGGGAAGCCAAAUUCGAGUUUCUACUCGAUCCGGUUUCUGUUGAGCGAAUUGACAUUUUAGAGGCACAGUUGUACGACCACGAGGAGGAGCUUAAGAAGAUCAACACCCUAGAGGCUAAACUGCGCCAACAACAAGAGAAACUGGAUAAGCUCGAGGUUGUAAAGGCCACACCAACUUCUUUGGCCGAGUUCAAGGCUGUACGCACGUUUGACGAUAGCAAGAGAAUAAAAUGGAUCGAAAAUGGAUCCGACGAGCUUGUCAAGAACUGCGACGAUGGCACGCUGAAAAUUCGUCGCGACGGGGUGUACCUCAUCGCAGCAGUGAUCGAGAGAGACAGCGAGAGAGAUGGAUUUAGUGAUGACGGUGAAGAGGAUGAUGACGAUGAGGAGGAUGAAGAUAACAAAGAGGUGAGCUUGCUCAAGAAUGGCGAAUGCAUUCAGUAUGGCUAUUUCGCGGAAGAUGGCCGCAUCGCGUCCCCGAUGACAGUUGCGCGUCUGAAGAGCAACGAUGAAUUGUUGGUUACAGUAACGUGCAUGCUUGCAAACACCUCGACGCUGUUUAUCACUCGACUUGCCGACUAA